AGGCGAGUUGACUAGCAAUAAGUUGUGUCUUCGUGGAUAAUCAGUUAAACCUCAGCUGAAGACUAAAAGGGGUUUUAGGAACGAAUUCAUUGUGCUUCUGAGUCCUCAUCUCGGCCUUUGUCUUGAACUAUACAAGUUUGGAUAUAUCAACAGGUAGGCAACAGUAAGGCUAGGGUAGGAAAUUGAGAAAAUGGCAAGCAUGAUAUCUACUCCAACUCUUGGCUACUUCUCUUUCAAGAGAAGCAGCGGUUCUAACAACAGGAUUGGGGCGUCUUCCUGUUGUGGUGUGAAGGCAAUGCGGGUGGAGAAACCUUUAGAGGAAUUGUACAAUGUGAGGGUGGAAAGGAAAGUGUCACCGGAGCGACUAACACAGCUUGGGGUCUCAAGAUGGUCAGUAUGGAAGACGGGCAAGUGCAAACUACCCUGGGACUGGCAAGUGGACCAGCUGGUUUACAUUGAGGAAGGUGAGGUGAGGGUUGUGCCCGAAGGCAGUGAGCGCUUUAUGCGAUUUGUUGCUGGGGACCUUGUUCGUUACCCUAAGUGGUUCGAGGCAGAUCUUUUCUUCAAUGGUCCAUACCAAGAGCGUUAUAGUUUCCGAGCAUAUGGGGAUGACUAGUAAUAGCUUUUCAUGUUGCAUACUUUGAUUUUUUUUUUCUUUUGCAUUUGUUCACUAAAUCUAUAAAGUAUUUAGAAGCUGAAAUAUCAAUAGUUGAAAUUGCUACAACCAUCUGCUUUCAUUUAGUCUCGUUGUACUGAUUAAGAAAUUUAAUUACGUUGUUCA
Molecule: messenger RNA, 781 nt
Organism: Theobroma umbraticum
Lineage: Eukaryota; Viridiplantae; Streptophyta; Magnoliopsida; Malvales; Malvaceae
Product: RmlC-like cupins superfamily protein
Source: RefSeq, a predicted model, not a curated record